This is a messenger RNA of Coccomyxa subellipsoidea C-169, 1609 nucleotides long. RefSeq names its product WD40 repeat-like protein. The transcript has 8 exons. Bases 134 to 1420 code for a protein of 428 amino acids. The record is from RefSeq and is a predicted model, not a curated record. Gene Ontology annotation, molecular function: protein binding. NCBI's taxonomy places the organism in Eukaryota, Viridiplantae, Chlorophyta, Trebouxiophyceae, Coccomyxaceae.
UGACAUUCUGCAAUCUUUUCACAAGAUAAUGAUUGUGAAUUCUGCUUCUGGAUCGAAAUGCAUGGCUUUCGGAAUUUGCUGAGCUGCCUGUAAUCUGGGCUUGAGCCGUUGCAGUAAGCCACAUUAUAUUUUUAUGAUGACCACGUUGGUUGCCGGAUCGUAUGAGCGCUUUUGGUUCGCAUACGAAGUUGAGCCGUCUCAAAACGAGAAUCAGGAGCUGUCUCGGGCCUUUUCCUUCCCAGCCCACCAGGGACCGGUCAAGUGCAUAGCAGGCGCAGCACCAUUUGUGGCAUCUGGAGGCGCUGAUGACACUGUGCACAUUUACAAUGCAGAGGCUGGAAAGGACCUGGGGUUCUUGAUGAACCCGGGCGAUGGAGCAGUCACAGCGGUGGAGUUCUACACGCCAGCCGGCACUUCUCAGCCCACUCAUCUGCUGAGCGGUGCAGCCGAUGGCAGCAUCUCUGUCUGGGGAGCUGGCGGCAGCUGGGAAUGCUUGAAGGUUCUCAAGGGUCACAAGAAGGAGGUGACAAGUCUUUCAGUGCACCCAAGCGGGCUGCUGGCCUUGAGCACAUCGCGAGAUGACAUGCUGAGGAUGUGGAACAUGGCCAAAGGCCGCAGCCAGUACAAAACAAAGAUUCCCCCUGGAACCGAGAGCGUCAGCUUCAGCCCCAACGGGGACAUCUAUGCCCUGCUGAGCGGCUUGAAGGUCACCGCACACAACGUCUCAGAGGAGGGAGACAUUGCCGCAACGUUUGAGCUGGAGAAGCGGGGGCUCUGUAUGACAUUCAUGUCCGACCAGGUCAUCGUUGUUGGAGGAGAGGACGGCAGCCUGAGGACGCUGGACCUGCGCACAGAUGGGGUUCAGAGCACGCUGAAGGCACAUGGCACACGGGUGCGGGGAGUGGCGGCGCUGUCCCCAGGGGACGCCUCCGACAGCGAGCCUGCCCACCAGGUCGCCAGCGCUGCAACAGACGGCUUCAUCCGCCUGUGGGACCUGCGCAACACAGGCUCUGCCAGUAGCAGCCAAGCGCAGCAGCUGUGUGAGACUUCGACGUCCGCUCGUCUCACCUGCCUCACAGUGCUGCAGCCUGGCAGGAAGGCGCCCGCCAGCCUGGCAGUGCCUCAGCAGAAAGCGAGCGCUGCUGACGACGGUGGCAAGGCUCCAGCAGAGCAGAAACAGCCUCGAAAGAGACGCAAGGAAGAAGCGGAUCAGGAGAAGAGCUCAGCUGCUGCGCAUGAUGUCGGAAAGGAGCCAAAGGGUGUGCCCGAAAAGGCAAAGGGAAAGAAGGUCAGCGAGGUGGAAGCAAUAGGGGAGGAGGGUGUUGUGGUGCAGAGGAAGGCUGAAAGGGUUGUGGAAUUCCCAGAUGAAGCACCAAAAAGGAAGAAGAAAAACACCACAAAGGGAAAAAAGGGCAAGUAGGUACAGCAGAUGCUAAAAGUGCAGUCUAUGCCUGUCUUAGUGUGGAUACAAACUGUCCUCAUGAUUAGUGCUGAACGUCAAUCUCUGACAUCUGCAUGCAUGGUGACUGACAUGCGCAGGGUGGGCUAUUUGUAUUGCCAUGUGAAUAGUGAUGGAGGCACUAGUGCUACUGUAACCCUACUGACGAUC